CCACCGAACUACACCGAACUACCAACGCAAUCUUUUGGCUAUAAGGUGCGACCUAGUCAAACCCACGUUCAACAGGGACCACCGCUUGAAAAGGCACCAACUCAAAGACCAAGCUCAACAAUGGCAAAGCAAUAUCUUGACCUCCCGAUUGCCCCUGCGGACAUUGCGUUCGGUCUGAUGGCCGAGUUUGAAGCAGACCCUCACCCAAAGAAAGUCUCCUUGAUCGCCGGAGCAUAUCGCAACGAGAAUGGAGAGCCCUGGAUCCUGCCAAGCGUCAAAGAGGCAAAGGAACGCCUCAGCAAAACCACGCACGAAUACCUAGGCAUAGCAGGCUCGCCAACCUUCACCAAGCUGGCAAAUGACCUCAUCUUCGGACCCAUUGCAUCCAGCUUCCAAGACAACGCAGUAUCAAUCCAAACAGUUUCCGGUACAGGCGCAAACCACCUCGCAGCCACCUUCCUGGCCCGCCACCUCCGCCCGAAUCGCGUCUUCAUCCCCUCCCCAACGUGGAUCAAUCACAAGUCUAUAUGGGAGAUGACCGGCGUUGCGGUUGUGGAGUAUCCGUACUACUCCUGUGACACGAGAGAAGUAGAUAUAACCGGGAUGCUGGACGCCCUGGACAACGCCGAACCCAAUGACGUCGUCAUCCUUCAAGCCUGCGCGCACAACCCCACCGGCGUGGACUUGUCAAAGUCCCAGUGGACGGAGGUCGCUGACCUCGUCCAGCGGAAAAAACUCUUCGCCAUCUUCGACAGUGCAUACCAGGGCUUUGCGACGGGCGACGUCGACGGUGAUGCGUGGGCGGUUCGCCAUUUCGUAGAAAGUGUCCUCGCAUCUGAGACGCAUCCGGGUCUGUGUGUCGCGCAGUCGUUUUCGAAGAACUUCGGUCUGUACGGCGAGCGUGUGGGUGCCCUACACCUGGUUGUACCGCGGCAUCUUUCGGCAAAGGGUGCGCUAUCUGAACUGAUGUUGAUUUCGAGGGCGGAAUACUCCAAUCCGCCGCGGUUUGGGGCGAGUAUUGUUGAGACUGUCCUUGGAGAUCAGGGCCUGAGGGCUCAGUGGAAAGCAGACUUGGAUACAAUGAGCUCACGGAUCCAGAGGAUGAGGCGCUUGCUGAGGCAAAGGCUGGAGAAGGAGACGUUGCGGGAUUGGUCACAUAUUGAGAUGCAAAUUGGGAUGUUCAGCUAUACCGGGCUGACUGAGAAGCAGGUGUCUCGACUUCAAAGGGAGUUUCAUGUCUAUCUGUUGCCCUCGGGUCGGAUGAGUGUGUGUGGACUGAAUGAGGGUAAUAUCGAUUACGUGGUGCAUGCUGUUGGUGAAGUUGUCAAACAAGCAGGUGUGAUGUCUGCUUAG
Penicillium samsonianum is the source of this 1353-nucleotide messenger RNA. RefSeq lists its product as uncharacterized. The annotation marks the transcript as partial. Gene Ontology annotation, biological process: L-aspartate biosynthetic process. The transcript has 2 exons. The record is from RefSeq and is a predicted model, not a curated record. Lineage: Eukaryota; Fungi; Ascomycota; Eurotiomycetes; Eurotiales; Aspergillaceae. Gene Ontology annotation, molecular function: L-aspartate:2-oxoglutarate transaminase activity; pyridoxal phosphate binding. Gene Ontology annotation, cellular component: cytosol.